UAUAAAAUCAGAUGCCUAAGAAGGUUGCAUAUGUGCGGCGCAAAUAUCGCCACAUCGCAAAAGUAUGUCCUCCCUUGUACAUGCUGUUUUGCAGCCAAAGAAACGAAUACCGUUUCUUCAAAACUAUCGCCGGUUUCAUCUACGGCUUCUUCAUGGGAAUCUGCAUCUAUUUUCUCAUCAUAGUGGACUUGGAUUUCACUGAAGACGCAGCCUUCUACGUUACCUUCCUGUUGUCGUUAAUGCUUGGAUUUGGAUGCGCGUUGUCGACGCAAAUCCGUUGCAUCGUGUUGUUAACGUUUCCCAACUUCGGAGGUAAGGUCGGAAGGGGAGUAUUGAAGGCGGUGGUCAUAGCUGUUAUUAUUGCGGGACCCUUGCAAAAUAUCACGGUCAACGGCAAAGAAGUCGUGAGAGUUUUUUCCUGUACCGCCUCUCUGACUUACAAUCUCACCAAAACUAGAAUCAAGCUUAUGUUUGAACCGUUUGCCGAGGGUAUCAAACAGAUGAGAACUGACGUGAAAGAAGUGAAGGAUACGAUUAGAUCGAUAAAAGAUGUAGCAAGUCCUAUUAUUGGUGAGGUUGAAGAUGAAUCGGAGAUCAAAAAGUUGAAGGAGGAAAACGAUUAUUUGGACGAAUUACACAAUGACACCAAACGGUCUGAAUUGACAGAUCAGCAAGUCCAAAAUGGGUCGUCUCUCACCAAAGGUGAGACUAUCGAAGCCAACAGAUAUCGUAUGAAUUACAUGGAGAAAAUAGCUGCUAGAUGUGAGAACCAGUUUACUAAAAUUACCACGAAAUGUUACAAGGUUUUUUCAAAAGGAUAUGAUGCUUGUUACGAUACGGUAACAUGGCUUGCUGCAUGGAUUUUAUGCUGGCCGAUGAAACUGAACUUUAUCUGUAACAUCGGCGAUGUUCUCGGAGGAGUGGGUAAAUGUGACCCGUCUAAAGAAUUGGAUCCUGGCUUUGGUGAAGGUUAUACUUAUCUGAAAAACUCCGGCCAGGAAUUUAGCAAAAAUUUUAAAGAGGUGAGACUUCAGUUCAAGAUUGAAAAGUUGCCUGUGAUCAAAGAAUUGCGCGACGCCAAGAACACGGCCAAAGCAGUCUUGCACAAAGUUACAGUGAGAAAGGAAAUAUUUGAUGCUGUCAUGAAUAUUAUGAAACGGCUCCUUGCUUUCCUGUUUCUUAGGAUAAUAAUCAAAUGUCAGCAGUACCACGAUAAAUAUCUGAGACGGAUAGAAUUCGACAACUGCUACAUUACGAAAUACUUCAGGAAAAUCGACGCCAGAAGGAAAACCCAAGGCAAAGCGACUUUGCUACCGCUUAAAAAAAUCGAAGGCAGACGAAUAAUCGACCCCAUGAGCUGGCGACCUCUAAAACAUGAACGCCAAAAACUUUUGAAGGCAUCAAUCAUAUUGCUUUUGGAGAUGAUUACAGCGACUGUUCUUGUUUUGUUGGAUCGAUUAUUUUACGAGGCGUUGGACAUAGUAAAGAGACAUGCCAAAAUCACUUACACACAAACUGGUAAGCACGACAUACAUCUAGAAGUCGUAGGCACCGGACUGGUUGCUUCUUUGUUGAGGUCCGUUAUCAAAGGUUUCAAUGUUAAGAAACGCAUACACAUUGAGGCAACUAACGAGGUUUGUUUGCCCACGCCCAGUUUACUGCUGAAUUAUUUUUUGUUUAAAAUCUACGGCAUUUAUUUUGUCAUUUGGUUGCUGAUGGUAGCUCAGGCUUACAUUAAAAGAUUCAGGAGGGUGAUUUGUGGUUACUUCUACAGAAAGAGGGAGAAAAGGAGGGUGCUCCAUCUGUACAAUGAGACAUUGAGGAGGAGAAUUGGUUUUUUCAGAUUCAUGAGAAAGAAGGUGAAAAAACUGGCACGUGAACAGAGGUUGAAGAACAAUUUAAACGUGUGUCACAUCUUGAGGAUCAAGUAUCCGAAUCAGUGCUGCAUACUUAAAAUAUUUUCGUAUGCACGUAGGAGAUGUUUGAUUUGCGAAGAAAUUGAAGGAAUAUUUGUUAGCGAUUUUACGGAAUGUCCAACGGAAAAAUGUCGCAUGAUAUAUUGUCGGGAGUGUUGGGUCGAUUUGGGACAGGUAUGUUACAAUUGUAAUUUGGAUGCUUUGGACACUUCAAGCGAAGACGAAAGCCUGGAUGAUGGUUUCGGAGAUGACAAUGCGGGUGGCAGAGAGGAUGAUGACUAAAGUGAUUUAAUCUACAAGUUUAAAAUGUGCAACAAAAUUGAAGGUGGUUAUUUAUAUAUUAGGGGUGUUUAAAUUUGUUUUGUUUGUGUAAAAAUUUUUCAAACCGGUCAAAUUGGGCUUGUGCACUCCUCUUGUGGCUAUAUCUUGACUUGAUGUUAUCUACGUCCAGAUAUUUAUGAUUUUUCUGAUUUUAUUUUCAUCAUUAUGUUAUUAUGCAAGAAAACAUUGGAGUUGCUUAUAAAUUGCAGCUACCAAUUAGAAGAACAAUAAAUACAUGACUCAGAUGUCGAAAAGUGUACAAGUCCUGUUUCACUGGUUAUUGUUGUAAAUUGAAGUUAGUAUUGGAGUAUAUUAUGUGAAUCCGUAAUUAUUAGUUACUUAAAUAAAUUUGUA
This is a messenger RNA of Aethina tumida (small hive beetle), 2591 nucleotides long. RefSeq names its product protein sneaky. The transcript is spliced from 3 exons. The record is from RefSeq and is a predicted model, not a curated record. Bases 12 to 2198 code for a protein of 728 amino acids. Lineage: Eukaryota; Metazoa; Arthropoda; Insecta; Coleoptera; Nitidulidae. Gene Ontology annotation, cellular component: membrane.